AUGACAGCGCUGUAAAAAGUGCAGCAGCGUAGCUCUUUAGGGAAACAAGUUUAGAGCGACGACUUUGGUGUGGGCACAGUCGACCCUACACUGAUGUGGCCAUGUCCAAGAGAAUGAACACUCUGGCAGUGCCAGCGGGUCAGAUGACCCAGGCGGUCUCUGAUGGGGAGCUCAACUUUAAGUUAUCCAGUCGUGGAAGCAGCUCCAGCCUAUCAGAGAACUCGAGCAGGUCAGGUGGUCCUCAAGGUGCUGAUGGUCCAGCCAGUCGGGUGGUCAGCUGGGCGGUAUGUUUCGAACGCCUGCUUGAAGACCAUGUUGGUGUGCGAUACUUUACCGAGUUUCUCAAAUCAGAGGUUAGUGCGGAGAAUAUCCUGUUCUACCAAGCCUGUGAAAAGUUCAAGAAAAUCCCACCCACUAGACUGGAAGAGCUGAAGAAAGAGGCGCGUUCCAUCUAUGACAGUUUUCUUUCUGAAAGCUCUCUGCAUGCGGUUAAUAUUGACGAUACGGCCCAGAUGGAAGAGAGCGCCUUGGAGACACCUACACCCAACAUGUUCGAUAAAGCACAGGCACAGAUCUUCAAGCUGAUGAAAAUGGACAGCUACACAAGGUUUGUCCGCUCUACGCUGUACCAGAACUGCAUGCUGGCUUGUGUGGAGGGUCGUCCUCUUCCCAACAUUGGAACCCCGGAGCCCAAAAGCAAAAUGCAUAAAAAGAGUGCAACGCCACCUAGUAACAGAAAGAGUGUUGAGUUGAAAGUGCCCUCAUCAGACAGCAAGACCAACAGGAAGAAGAGGUUAGAGAAGAGAGGCUCAUGGGGAGCUGACCAGUCGUAUCAGCAUGUGGCGGUGUCUCGUAAUGAGUCUCAGAUCUCAGUGAAGUCUAACAGCAGUCUGGAGUUAGUCUCUGGAUUCGGGCGAGCUGAGAACGGACGCUGCAGUGUGCCCAUCUCUGAUCCGGAAGCCUUGAGUUCUGGUUCUCCUACAGCAGAUAAGUACUGCUGCGUCUACCUGCCGGACGGGACCGCCAGCCUGGCCCCUGCCAGACCCGGCCUGAGCCUCAGAGACAUGCUGAGCAGCCUGUGUGAGAAGAGGGGCUUUCCUCUGAAAGAUGUUUUCAUCUACCUACUCGGCAAAGAUAAGCCUCUUUCUCUGGAUCAGGACAGCUCUGUUUUUGGAGAUCAGCAGCUCCGUUUGGAGCUCAGAGUUACAUUUGCGUUGGAUAUUGUGUUUUCAGAGAGAACUUUAGGAAUCGUCGCAAAGUCUAGCAAGAAUUUGGGUGAUGCGCUGUCUGCUGUCCUACAGAAACACCAGCUACGACCUCAGGAUGUGCAGGUUACUCUGAGUGGCUCGAAUGAACCUCUAAACAUGAGCACAGAUGUGUUUCGUCUAGCUGGAAAAACGGUGCGUUUGGACAAAGUUAAAGCUGGUUUGGAGACUCAAGCUACUUCACCAACACCCAAAGCAAAUUCAAGAACCAGAAAACACCAAGACAUGGACAGUAAUGCAGAAGUCUUACAUUAUAGUGUAUAAUAACAUCCUAAUUAUGCAACCUUCACCAAUGUCAAAGCCAGAAAAAUACACAUUAUGUGUGAUCUCCUGUGAAAACCACCUUGUGUUUUCAAAAGAUGAAUGCAUACUGUGCUUUUACAUGCAACAAGUGCACUGCAUGGAAUACUGUAUCCCACAAUGCAGUGCUCCCAAGAUUUAUUUUACUACUAGUACUACUAAUUUAAAUUACAUUUUGUUUUUGUAUUUCUAAUUUUUAUUUUAGUUUUUACCGUCUGUUCCCUUUCAGUCAGUCACUCUCAAUGUCACGUUGGUGACCAAUCUACUUUGAGUGUAAAUUAAACAAGCCAAUGCACAUUGGCAUGCAAUUAUUGAAUUCAGCUGCAGCACUAAAAGAGCCUUUCCCUGAAAGAGCCAUUUCUCUAAAAGAGCUUCAAGUCUGCAUCUUUGUAAAGAUGAAAGACCAUCUUUUUAAAGAUGCUGUUUCAUCCGUGCAUUUCUGGAUUCGGUCAUUACCUGGCUCCGUUUCCUUGAGAAAAGGGUUGGGCAGAGAUCCGUUGCCUCUGCAGUACUUCCAGCAGUAGCACAGGUGGUUUGUGUAUUACAGUGGUAGCAAACCACUCAGGGAACCUGACCGAAUGUCAAACACUGCAUUGGAGGGAGAGCACUCUGAGAAAGAUUCAGCUGAUACCCUACAAGACUGUGACAAUGACUGAAUCGGAUUCAGAGAUGACAGCUAUGCUUUUUUCUCAAGGUAGGGCUCAAGUAGAAACCUACACCGCAUCCCGAGCCUUCGAGGUUGGAUGAUUGGUUUCUCGGGGUGGCUUGCACUGGUUCUCAGUGCCGUGCCCCGGUGCCUUUCUUCCCGGAAGUGCAUGAGGAGCUCACCAGGUCAUGCACGGCACCUUUUACUGCUGGAAACCCCGCAGUCAGAUCUUAAAUAUCUUCGCCAUCGGCUGUGGGGCCAUGUACAACGGGCACACAGUGUCUGGGGUAUGGACAGGCCCCCAUCUACACUGGUAUAUCAAUUGCCUAGAGUUAUUAGUGCACCUUGCCUUUCUCAAAGGGCUCUUACGAGGUACAACAUCGGCUCUGAUCGGACAACAUCACUAAUGUUGCUAACAUCAACCGACAAGGUGGUUUGCACUCCUGUCGCAUGUUGCAACUCGCCCGCCACCUCUUCCUUUGGAGUCAGACAGUUCUGAGGUCACUUCAUGCCAUUCACAUUCCAGGCCUCUUUGAGUGAGCUUUCUCGAGCCACGCUCAUGGGAGAAUGGCAACUCCAUCCCUGGAUGGUACAGCUGAUUUGGAGACGUUUUGGAGUCGCUCCGGUAGACCGGUUUGCUUCUUCGGAAACCUCUCACUGACAGCUUUUCUAUUCCCUGACCAAGGGAACACUCUGCACGGCCACGGGGCCUGCACAAGUAUGCGUUUCCCCCAGUGAGCCUUCUCGCACAAAAGCUGUGUAAGGUCAGAGAGGACGAGGAGCAGGUCUUGCUUGUGGCGCUGUGUUCAUCCAAUUUGACCUGGUUCCCUGAUCCUAGUGCACCUCACGACAGCCCCUUCCUGGCGGAUU
Carassius gibelio (silver crucian carp) is the source of this 3081-nucleotide messenger RNA. RefSeq names its product regulator of G-protein signaling 14. The record is from RefSeq and is a predicted model, not a curated record. Gene Ontology annotation, molecular function: GTPase activator activity. Gene Ontology annotation, biological process: signal transduction. Lineage: Eukaryota; Metazoa; Chordata; Actinopteri; Cypriniformes; Cyprinidae.